UUUGUUAUGCAUGCAUGUGGCCGGCUGAUUGAAUACGUUGAUUUUUUUUAUUAUUUAUUGUGAUUAUAUCGAUCUUCGAUGUUCGUUGUAAUUCAAUAAUUUUGUUGAUGAUGGCAUUCGGAAAUUGGAAAUUAUUGUUUGUUAUUUCUUUAGGUGUAUUUCUACGUUUUUCAUUCCGUUAUAGUUCGUAUUAUGGCGAGAUAUCUAAACGUGUUGAAGUAUCAUCGCCAGUAUCUGCUUGGGUUAGAGUGGUCGAAGGGGUUAAACUAAAAAAGUUGAACAUUCAACCAUACGAUGGAAACACAUUUCAUGAGUCGCCAAUAUUUCUUCGUUUUUAUCAAUUCAUAGUCAAUUAUUUAAAUGAAUUCCAAAUUGUCAUCUUUUUCAUGCUAAUCGAUAUGAUGACAGCUUUCAUUCUAUCAAAGGUGUCAAUAAUACAGUUAAAUUUGAUGAAAACAAAUGACCAAAAUCGAAUGAAAACACAUCUGAAAGAUAAUGAUGAUAAGAAAUUGUGUGAAAAGCUAUUUAUUAAACCUGGAUCAAUUUUUAACUGUGCCGAAUGGAUAAUCUGGAUAUAUGCCCUAUCUCCCUAUUCUAUACUACCAUGUGUUGCUCAGUCAACACAAGUAUUGCAGAAUUUUCUCAUCUCGUUGGUUAUGUUAACGGCUUCGAAUGGUCAAAAAUUUUUGUCAUUUUCACUUCUCGCCUUGUCAGUGGUCAAUACCUUUUAUUCUCUCAUAUUCUUGCCACCAAUCAUUUUAAUCUUGGAACAUUCAACAAAAAAUACCGACGAUUCAAAGUCACAACAAUCGACCAUUCAAAUGAAAUCAUUCAUUUCAUCCUUGUUCAUUUUUCUAACCAUAUUGAUUUCACUUUUAUUGCUUUGUCUAUGUAUCGAAAAUGGAUCUUUUCAGUUCAUUCAUUCUACUUAUGUUUUCAUGUGGACCGUAUCAGAUUUGACGCCAAACAUUGGUCUUUUCUGGUAUUUUUUUGCCGAAAUGUUUGAUCAUUUUCGAACGUUUUUCAUAUGGGUUUUUCAAAUCAAUUAUUUUCUUUAUCUGAUACCAUUGACAUUGAAACUAAAUGAUAAUCCAUAUUUUUUAUUCAUGAUUACUUUGAUGAAUCAUUCAAUUUUCAAGCCAUAUCCUACUGUUUCCGAUUUUGUUCUAUACUUAUGUAUGCUGCCACAAUGGAGCCAUUUGUUUGAAUACAUGAAAAGCACAUUGGUUGUUUCCGGUACUAUAGCAACCACCAGUGUAUUGGCUCCUAUUCUUUGGUAUCUUUGGAUCGUAUUAGGUACUGCAAAUUCCAAUUUUUACUUUGGUAUAACACUUGCCUUCAAUAUUGGACAGAUUUUCCUCAUCACCGAUCUGAUAUUCGCUUACAUUAAGCGUGAAUUUUAUUUCAACAAUGUUGAUCUUUUUAAAAUUUGUAAAAAGACUGGAAAAUCUCCUCGUAUUGAAUUAAGCUAUAAUUAAACAAUGUAAAUCUCUA
Messenger RNA from Dermatophagoides farinae (American house dust mite), 1494 nucleotides. It is a transcript of the gene PIG-U, whose product is annotated as phosphatidylinositol glycan anchor biosynthesis class U. Gene Ontology annotation, cellular component: membrane; GPI-anchor transamidase complex. The record is from RefSeq and is a predicted model, not a curated record. Gene Ontology annotation, biological process: attachment of GPI anchor to protein. Lineage: Eukaryota; Metazoa; Arthropoda; Arachnida; Sarcoptiformes; Pyroglyphidae.